Messenger RNA from Vigna unguiculata (cowpea), 1678 nucleotides. RefSeq lists its product as uncharacterized. Gene Ontology annotation, molecular function: transcription cis-regulatory region binding. The record is from RefSeq and is a predicted model, not a curated record. Gene Ontology annotation, cellular component: nucleus. NCBI's taxonomy places the organism in Eukaryota, Viridiplantae, Streptophyta, Magnoliopsida, Fabales, Fabaceae.
AUAAAAACAAGUGGCAUGGACAAUGCAAAUGGUAUGAUAGAUUAUAUGAAUUGAUUGAUUAAUAAAUAAAUUUGAAAUUUAAAAAAGAGAAAAAUAAUUGGGUGUUUCCGAUAGUAGUUGUAGCGGUCAAGCCGAGCCGAUCCGAUGACGCGAGCCACUCACACACUGGGGGUUCCCCCAACAACACGCGCCCCUCCCCGGCGACCGUACCGUAUUAUCCCCCACCCUUCCCACUCUUUCGCCUUGCCGUUUCGCUUUCUCUCUCUUCUUUCUCUUUCCGCAUUCCCUCUCUCUUUCUCUCUCUUCUUCCCCGAACCCUAAUUUCCGUUUUCCGAUGCCCGACUUCAACGACUCCAUCGCGCCGCCGUCGCGCCCCGUCCCCGUUCGCGAGGACUGCUGGUCCGAGGAGGCGUCUUCGACUCUUGUUGACGCCUGGGGCCGACGCUACCUCGAGCUCAACCGCGGCAACCUCCGCCAGAAGGAUUGGCAGGAUGUCGCGGAUGCUGUCAACGCGCUCCACGGUCACACCAAGAAGACGCACCGCACAGACGUCCAGUGCAAGAACCGCAUCGAUACCAUAAAGAAGAAGUACAAGAUCGAGAAGGCUAGGGUUUCGUCCUCCAACGGUACUCUCUCUUCCUCCUGGCCUUUCUACGAACGAUUGGAUGCUCUGAUUGGCCCUAAUUUCAACGCCAAGAAGCCUCCUUCCUCCUCGCCGUCUCCUUCGCCACCUGUGGCUCUUCCGUUGCUUCCGCAUCGGAAGAACCCUUCCUCCUCGCCUGCGAUUGCGGUGACACCCACGGCCGUCGCUCUGCCUCAGAAGCGCUCCGCCGCUGCGGCGGCGAUGGAUGAGGGUUAUUUCAGAAGGAAUUACUCCGCUGUUGCAGCGGCUGCGGCGGCUGCGGAGGCUGACGAGGACGAGGAGGAAGAGGAAGAAGAGGAGGCGGACGAUGUGGAGGAGGAGGAGGACGAAGAUGAAGGAAGGGGGAGCGAGGUGGAGGAAGGGGAGAAGGAGAGGGAAGGGAUGAGGAGGUUGGCGAAGGCGAUAGAGAGGUUUGGGGAAGUGUAUGAGAGAGUGGAGGGUCAGAAGCUGAGGCAGAUGGUGGAUUUGGAGAAACAGAGGAUGCAGUUUGCUAAAGAUCUUGAAGUCCAGAGGAUGCAGAUGUUUAUGGACACACAGGUUCAGCUCGAGAGAAUUAAGCGCGGGAAACGAUCUGGCUCUAACGUUCUGCAAUUAAAUAUACCAGCAAGUGGUGCACUUUAGUACUUCGUUUUGGCAGGUUAUCAUAGUUUAUGAUAUGUAUAGCUAGCCUGGUGAAGUGGGCGAUGGUUAGAUGAUGGUGCUCGAAAAGCUGUCUUGGUUUGGGUCUAGUCGUGGGAAAAGUACAUAUCUUCAGCUGAUAUACUGUCAUGAGGGAAUAUCUCCUAUAGAAAUUUAUCUUGGAGUAAUUUUGGAUUCUUUUAGCUAGCCUUUUAUUUGUUGUUAUUAGUCCUUAUAAAUUAAAUCAGCGACUGUGCUAGGCCUAAUUUGGCUCCGAUAUAGAAUUUGCUCCAAUGUAUAACACUCUUAUGCCAAAUGCCCUCCCUUUUCCCUUUUCACUACCCGGUUUGUUUUUUCAAAGCCCUGAGAUAAGACAGUGUAUUGCGUUUUUUGAUUAACAAAACAACAUAGGGUCCA